This is a messenger RNA of Menidia menidia (Atlantic silverside), 1300 nucleotides long. The record is from the annotation of a GenBank genome assembly. Lineage: Eukaryota; Metazoa; Chordata; Actinopteri; Atheriniformes; Atherinopsidae.
UACAGCUCCUCUGGUCACUCUCUGGAUUUGAACCCUUCGUUCCACUGAUCCGAUGUCUGUAAUGAGACCAACUCUGAGGAUCUGAAGGCUGUUCUGGUUCUUCUGCUCCAAACCGUUUAAGAUGUUUGAGAUCUCUGGGCUCCUUCUGUUGUUGCUCCACUCCUCUCCGGCUUCUUCCUCUCCUCUCACAAAGGAUCAGUCGGUGUGUGCCCGGACUUUCUGCGGCGCGGGCCGAGAGUGUGUGUCCACCGACCGGGGAGAGCCAGUGUGUCGCUGUUUACAGCAGUGUGGCGGUGCAGAGAACUGGGUGUGUGGCAGUAACGGGAAAUCCUACCGGAGCCACUGUGAGCUGCACAGAGAGGCCUGCACCGCCCGGAUAAAGAUCCAUGCGGAGCACAGAGGACGCUGCACCGAGAGACCCCCCAAACCAGAGGCCAGCCCCAUGGUGUGUUUGCUGUCCGACCGCGACUGGCUGAGGAAAAGAGUCAUUCAGUGGAUUCAGGCGGAGGGGGAAUCGGGUCAUCUGGGUCCAGGCGUCCUGAAGGCUUAUUUCCAGACGUACGACGACGGGGAUUCUCAGCUGGAUUCAAAAGAGUUCCUGAGGUUCCUGAACCACAACGAGACGGCGCUCAACCUCACUUUCCCCAAUACCCCAGAAACCAACCCACUCCUGAGGUCUUUGUGUGUCGACGCUUUGAUCGAGCUGUCGGACGAAAACGCCGACUGGAAGCUGAGUUUUCCCGAGUUCACCAACUGCCUGACGCCCUCCUACCAGCCACCAGAGAGAAAGUGUGCUCUGGAGGAUGAGGCCUAUGAGGACGGGGCGGAGACUCAGAUGCAGUGCAACAAGUGUGUGUGUGCCUGUGGGAACUGGGUCUGCACGGCCCUGACCUGCAACGGGGAGCGCCAGAUAAGGGAGGAUGGUCCGGAAAGAGGAGAAGAAGAAGAAAUGACAGAAGAGGAGUGGAACAGGAGAGUGGCAGAACUCAACACUUUACAGGCGACCCUCACCACCUGAGGCCACACCCACUGUAGCAACAGCCAAUCAGCAGCUGAGUUUAUUUGAACUCCAGAAAUGUCUCAUCUCUCCAAAUUUAACGUUGAGAAACUCCUGCCGUGCUGAUUCAAACAAGUAUUUUCUUCACAACUUUAGAUUAAGUUAGUAGAUUUUAUCUUUUUUUUUCAUCAAUAAUAAUAACCACAUUUUUCUCUAAAAGGAUUGUGUUUCUUUUCAUUAUUUAUAAACAAACCAACACCAAAUAAGUAAAGUUUAAGUACAGUUUUGGUUAUUUAUUUAUUC